GGUGCUGGAGGUAUUUGAUCUGGGUGAGUAAGGCUUGUACUGGAGGGCUGUGGUCACUGCAAGGUGGGGGACGGAGCGUGCCGAUUGCCCCCGAGAUGGACUACGCCAAGAAGUCCCUGGGCCUGCUGUCCCCCAGCUCUAUCUCCAAGUGCGUCUCCGCCAGUGCCUCCAUGACCCAGCAGCUCUUGUCCAGCCCGGCCCCCCGGGCUCGGCCCUUCCGCGUCUGCAACUGGGACCGCAGCCUCCGCAAGGGCAUCAUGGCCGAGAGCCUGGCCGACCUGCUUGGCAAGAUCCAGAGCACCCUGCUGCUGGUGGGCGCCGUCGCAGUGGUGCUGGAUGAGGAUGGCACGACGGUAGAGAUGGAGGAGUUUUUCCAGACCCUGGAGGAUGGCACUGUGCUCAUGGCCCUAGGCAAGGGGCAGACCUGGGCCCCAGCCAAGACCCCUGGCUACCAGUUGCUCCUGUCCCGUAAGCCCCGGCGGCGCAUCGACGUGGCCUGUGUCACCUUCGACCUCUACAAGACCAGCCCCCAGGACCUGGGCUGCCUCAAUGUCAAGGCCACGCUGUAUGGCACAUACAGCAUGUCCUAUGACCUGCACUGCUACGGGGCCAAGCGCUUGAUGAAGGAAGCCCUGCGCUGGACUCUCUUCACCAUGCAAGCCACGGGCCACGUGCUCCUCGGCAGCUCCUGCUAUGUGCAGCAGCUUCUGGAUGCCACAGAGGAGCAGAAAGAGAAAGAGGAGAGAGAAGGGGGCUUCCUCCAGCGGCAGCUUCUACCCCUCCCUACCAGGAAGAUGCUGCAGUGAGGAGGAUCCUGCUCCAAUGAUAUCCUGGACUCCUGUGAUAGUCGCAUCCUUCCCGUUGCUGCUUCUGCUGGGUGCAGGAGGCAGAGAGUGGGAGAUCUGGGUCCUGCCCUGGCUCUUGGUGGGUAGGCAGGGUUGACUGGGGUCUGGGGGUGGGUGACAGACUACAAUGCAUGCUAUAAGCCCAGAACACCUCCUUGUAUACCCUGCAGCUGUUGGUGGCUGUUCACUGACCUGGAAUGGGGCAGUGAGCUGGCCUCAUCCCAUGGAGCUUGGUCACUGGUGUCUCAUGCUGUGUGUAAAUAUAUUUAUUUUGUAACUUAAUUAAAGCUUGUCUCUGUAA
Alligator sinensis (Chinese alligator) is the source of this 1146-nucleotide messenger RNA. It is a transcript of the gene CIDEC, whose product is annotated as cell death inducing DFFA like effector c. The record is from RefSeq and is a predicted model, not a curated record. The transcript is spliced from 6 exons. Lineage: Eukaryota; Metazoa; Chordata; Crocodylia; Alligatoridae. Gene Ontology annotation, biological process: regulation of apoptotic process; apoptotic process. Bases 96 to 806 code for a protein of 236 amino acids.